AAACCAAAAAAAAAGUCUGUUCUCCUUCUUAAGAAGAAGCCGCUUCGUUUCAUUUCGUCCCAAUUAUCUUCCAAACUUCACCAAAAGCAUUUCUUAACAAACAAAAACUUUUCUUCUUAUCGUUAUUACCUCUCAAGUUUUUGUAGCUUUUAUUAUAAUAAUAGAUUCGAAGAUCGUCUUUGUUUUCUUCAGAUGGGUCUUGAUGAUUCAUGCAACACGGGUCUUGUUCUUGGUUUAGGCCUCUCAAUAACUCCUAAUAUUUACAAUCCUGCCAUCAAGAAAACUUCCACAACCGUGGAUCACCAUCUCGAUCCGUCGUUGACUCUAAGCCUCUCCGGUGAGAGCUACAUGACCAAGACGGUUGAUAUGACCGUUGCCGGAGCUGGAAGCCAAGUUUGUCGGCAGACUUCGUCUCAUAGCGGAAUCUCAUCUUUCUCGAGCGGAAGGGUAAAGAGAGAAAGAGAUAUCUGCGGCGAAGAAGAGGCCGGGGAGACGACGGAGAGAGUGGUGUGUUCGAGAGUGAGUGAUGAUCAUGAAGACGAAGAAGGUGUUAGUGCUCGUAAAAAGCUUAGACUCACUAAACAACAAUCCGCUCUUCUUGAAGAUAGCUUUAAACUUCACAGCACUCUUAAUCCCAAGCAAAAACAAGCUCUUGCGAGACAGCUGAAUCUAAGGCCUCGGCAAGUUGAAGUGUGGUUCCAAAACAGGAGAGCUAGGACAAAACUAAAGCAAACAGAAGUGGAUUGUGAGUUUUUGAAGAAAUGUUGUGAGACUUUAACGGAUGAGAAUAGAAGGCUUCAAAAAGAGCUUCAGGAUCUUAAGGCUUUAAAGAUGUCUCAACCUUUCUACAUGCAUAUGCCGGCAGCGACUUUGACGAUGUGCCCUUCUUGUGAGAGACUCGGCGGUGGUGGUGGUGGUGCUGCAGGAGGCGGCGGAGGUACGGCAGAGGUUAAUGGAGGGACAGCGAAAGGAGCUUUCUCCGUCGUCACAAAGCCUCGCUUCUUCAACCCUCUCACUAGUCCUUCUACAGCUUGUUAAUUACUUAUUAAUUAAUUUGUGCUUCCACGUCAAAUUAGUGAUUAGCUAGAAGGUAAUCCGGAAAAGUCUUUGAGUUAAAAAUUGGGGAAUGGUCUUUAUAGAUAAGACUCUUCAACGAUCCCACUUUAUUUUUCGGUGGGAUUGUUGGUUGAUGAAGAAAAAUAUAGUUUCGAAUUAUAGUUUUCAUUUUGUAGAGAAAAAUAAGAAGGCAAUAGUACUUACUGAUCCAUCUUCUUUUGUUAUUUUCUUCAAAUAUAUUAGUACUAUAAUAUAGUUUUGCUUGUAUAAUUAAAUAUCAUAUAAUUUGUACAACUUUCAUUGAUUUAUUGCGUCUUACCAAAUGAUUGUUUUGUUCACUUGAAUAUAAAACUGGUUUAUUA
Molecule: messenger RNA, 1418 nt
Organism: Brassica rapa (field mustard)
Lineage: Eukaryota; Viridiplantae; Streptophyta; Magnoliopsida; Brassicales; Brassicaceae
Product: homeobox-leucine zipper protein HAT22
Biological process (GO): regulation of DNA-templated transcription
Molecular function (GO): sequence-specific DNA binding; DNA-binding transcription factor activity, RNA polymerase II-specific
Source: RefSeq, a predicted model, not a curated record